AUGUGUCAAAAUUCUGGUAAGGGAACCGAAAAGGUAAAUGAACCAACCAAUGAUGGAAAGAAAAACGAAAGCAAAAAGGCAAAAGAUAAAGAACCACCUUAUGUGCCUCCGCCGCCAUACAAACCACUUAUCCCUUACCUCCAAAGAAUUGUUAAGUCUAAAAAUGAAGGACAAUUCAAGAAAUUCGUAGAACUUCUAAAGCAACUUAAUAUAACUAUACCAUUCACAGAAGCCAUUACGCAAAUUCCCUCAUAUGCUAAAUUCCUUAAAGAGAUUCUAUCCAACAAGAAAAAAAUUGAGGACAAUGAAACUGUUAUGCUUACUGCAGAGUGUAGCACUAUCAUUCAAAAUAAUAUGCCUCCUAAACUGAAAGACCCUGGUAGCUUUUCCAUACCAUGUUUAAUAAAAAAGUUUAUCAUAGACAAAGCUCUAUUUGAUUUAGGAGCCAGUGUUAGUUUAAUGCCCUUAUCCACAUGCGAAAAACUCCAUCUAGGAGAAUUAAGACCAACAAAGAUGUCUCUUCAACUAGCUGACCGUUCCAUUAAAUUUCCCGUAGGUAUGCUAGAAAACGUUUUCGUUCAUAUAGGACAAUUCUAUAUUCCUACCGACUUUGUAAUAAUGGAUAUAAAGGAGGAUUCCCACAUCCAUAUUAUUUUAGGAAGACCCUUUUUAGCCACAGUCGGAGCCAUCAUAGAUGUGAAGAAAGGAAGGCUAACAUUUGAAGUUGGAGAAGAAAAAGUUGAAUUUCUCUUAGCAAAAUUCCUACAAGCACCAGCUAUAGAUGACUCAUGUUGUUUCUUAGACGUCAUCAACGAAUAUGUGAAAUAA
This is a messenger RNA of Lathyrus oleraceus (garden pea), 828 nucleotides long. RefSeq lists its product as uncharacterized. Lineage: Eukaryota; Viridiplantae; Streptophyta; Magnoliopsida; Fabales; Fabaceae. The coding region runs from base 1 to 828 and encodes 275 amino acids. Gene Ontology annotation, molecular function: aspartic-type endopeptidase activity. The transcript has a single exon. Gene Ontology annotation, biological process: proteolysis. The record is from RefSeq and is a predicted model, not a curated record.